UUUUUUUCUAUUUUCGAUUUUAUACUAACAUUUUACUCGAACGACGGCGGAAUAUUACAAUUAGUAGACCGCCAGCCUUUCUCUGACAUUUAUAACGAAAAUUAUAUUACGGUAAAAUAAAAACUUUGCACAUAGUGCUCCGGUUUGUUUAUGAAAGUGAAAUAUCUUGUAACAAACGUCAAAAAUAAUUAAAAUGUCAUCGUCAGCUGUUGCCAGAAGUUCUAAAUAUUCUUACAGAGCUAGUUCAACAGGCGCUGGAGUCGCCGAUGUUAGCAUUGAAUACAGUGCUGAUUUGAGCGCCCUCUCACGAUUAGAGGAUAAGAUCCGCCUCUUACAAGAUGACCUAGAAUCUGAAAGAGAAUUAAGGCAAAGAAUUGAACGAGAAAAGGCCGACUUAAGCGUUCAAGUAAUACAAAUGUCAGAGCGCUUAGAAGAAGCUGAAGGUGGUGCGGAAUCACAAUUUCACGCCAAUUGUAAAAGAGAUGCAGAAUUGGCUAAAAUGCGGAAAAUGCUAGAAGAUGUUCAUCUAGAGUCCGAAGAAACUGCCCACAUGCUUAAGAAGAAGCACAAUGAAAUUAUGACAGAUUUUCAAGAGCAAAUUGAUGUAUUAACGAAAUCAAAGUCAAGGGCCGAAAAGGAAAAAGCAAAAUUCCAAGCCGAAAUUUAUGAAUUAUUAUCACAAGUCGAAUCAGUUAAUAAAGAAAAAAUUAUGCAAUCAAAGCAUAUUGAGAGAUUGGAAAUUUCUAUAACAGAAUUAAACGUUAAAAUUGAAGAACUGAAUCGAACAAUUAUAGAUAUAACUUCACAUAAAUCCAGACUUCAUCAAGAAAAUAUUGAGUUAACCAAAGAAGUGCAAGAUAUAAAAAUCCAAAUUGAAAACAUUUCCUAUUCAAGAACCCAAAUAAUUUCUCAAUUAGAAGAUGCUCGUCGUAGAUUGGAAGAUGAAGAUCGGCGUCGUUCAAUGCUUGAACAAUCUCUUCAUUCUAUAGAAACGGAAUUAGAAUCGGUUCGUGUUCAGCUAGAAGAAGAAACUGAAGCUCGUAUUGAUCUUGAACGCCAAUUAAUCAAAGCACAAGGAGACGUCUCUACUUGGCAAGCAAAAUACCAAUCUGAAGCUGCUGCCCAUGUUGAAGAAGUCGAAGAUCUACGACGAAAAUAUACUGUACGUAUCACUGAACUUGAAGAACAUAUUGAGUCAAUUAUCGUCAAAUGCAAUAAUUUGGAAAAACAAAAAAGUCGUUUGCAAAGUGAAGUUGAAGUUUUAAUUAUCGACUUGGAAAAAGCUAAUGGAACUUGCCGCGAGCUACAAAAACGUUGUGAUACUUUAGAAAAAUCUAAUGUGGAACUAAAAUCGCGUUUGGAAGAAACAGUUUUGCUAUAUGAAACAUGUCAACGGGAUUUAAGAAAUAAACAAGCCGAGAUCGUCAGAUUAAAUCAUGAGAACGAAAAGGUCCGUGAUGCCAACUCUCAACUGGGUCGUGAAAACAAAAAACUUGGCGAUGAUCUAUCCGACGCUAAAGGUGUUAUAACUGACUUAACUCGUCGCCUUCACGAUUUGGAGCUUGAACUUCGAAGAUUAGAAAAUGAACGGGAUGAAUUAGCCGCUGCUUAUAAAGAAGCUGAAGCUGGUAGAAAAGCUGAAGAACAACGUGCACAAAGAUUAGCUGCUGAUUUUGCACAGUUCCGUCAUGAUGCUGAAAGAAGAUUGAUGGAAAAAGAUGAGGAAAUCGAAGCUAUCCGCAAACAAACUGCUAUUGAAAUCGAACAAUUGAAUGCGCGAGUAGUUGAAGCUGAAACAAAAUUGAAAACUGAAGUUGCUCGCAUCAAGAAGAAGUUGCAAAUUCAAAUUACUGAAUUAGAAAUGUCUUUAGAUGUUGCUAACAAGACAAAUAUUGAUUUACAAAAGGUGAUUAAAAAACAAUCAUUACAACUUACUGAACUUCAAGCUCAUUAUGAUGAACUUCAACGUCAAUUACAACAAACUUUAGAUCAGUACAGUGUCGCACAGCGUCGUCUUCAAUCACUUAAUGGUGAACUAGAAGAAGUCCGUUUAAAUUUAGAUAAUACAACUAGAGCUAAACGACAAGUUGAAAUUCAAGUUGAAGAAUGUCAAACACGUAUAAAUGAAUUGACUGUCGUUAAUGUUAAUUUGGCAUCGUCCAAAACCAAAAUUGAACAAGAAUUAGCAGUUGUAGCCGCUGACUAUGAAGAAAUCACAAAAGAAUUACGUAUAAGUGAUGAGAGAUACCAAAAAAUUCAAGUUGAACUUAAGCACACUAUCGAAUCGUUACAAGAAGAACAGGAACGCAUAGUGAAAAUUGAAACAAUCAAAAAAUCUCUGGAGGUCGAAGUCAAAAAUCUGUCAAUUCGUUUAGAAGAAGUGGAAGCUAAUGCCGUUGCUGGUAGCAAACGCAUCAUUUCUAAACUUGAAGCUCGCAUUAGAGAUUUGGAGCUUGAGCUUGAAGAAGAAAAACGUAGACAUGCUGAAACAAUCAAAAUUCUUAGGAAAAAAGAAAGAACCGUUAAAGAGGUUAUGAUUCAAUGCGAAGAAGAUCAAAAGAAUAUUGCUUUACUUCAAGAAUCAUUAGAAAAAGCAAAUUCCAAAAUAGGUCUCUUCAAGAGGCAAAUGGUAGAACAGGAGGGUGUUUCACAACAAUCAGUGACACGGGUACGUCGUUUCCAAAGGGAACUUGAAGCAGCAGAAGAAAGAGCAGAAAAUGCUGAAUCUAGUUUAAAUAUGAUUCGUGCUAAACACCGUACAUUUGUUACAUCAUCUUCAGGGCCAGGUUCUUCAGUAUAUCUCGUUCAAGAAACAAGAACAAUAUCAGAAUAAGCACGUCUUUUGUAAAAAUAAUUAUUAAUAACAAAUUUAACAACAUAAUAAACAAACCAUACGAGAUGUCUCGCACUCAUUUUGCCUAUGUUAAAUAAGUAUGUAUAAAUAUCAUGAGAAUGAUGUAGCGUACCUUAAAAUUCAUUACACUAACGUUACUAACUUUUAAAACACGCUCUCACUUAAAAAAAAAAAAACUACAACAACAUUUUUUUUGUAAGAUUUUUUUACUUUUGCCUAAACAUAUAUUUAAGUAUUCUGGAUUUUUUAAUACUGAGGAUAAUAUAAUGUCUAAUACUUAUUUUUUUUUUAUAUUUUAUCCAAAUUUAAUAUGUGUAAAUUCCAUUAGUUAAGAAAAGCAAAUCGUCUGAUAAAUAUUUUAAAAAAUAACUACAAAAACGUCUAUUUAAAAUUAUUUAUACUCUUUAAGUUUUAAAUCGAAAAAUUCAAGCACUUUGAUUUCAAUUAAAUAUAUUUAUAGAUUUACAAAAAGAAAA
This is a messenger RNA of Condylostylus longicornis, 3330 nucleotides long. It is a transcript of the gene Prm, whose product is annotated as paramyosin, long form. NCBI's taxonomy places the organism in Eukaryota, Metazoa, Arthropoda, Insecta, Diptera, Dolichopodidae. The record is from RefSeq and is a predicted model, not a curated record. The transcript has 12 exons. Gene Ontology annotation, cellular component: myosin complex. Bases 194 to 2833 code for a protein of 879 amino acids.